GCCCCUGAACAACAGGUUCAACAAGUCACAAACAGUCUCUCUCGGGCUACGGCGAUGCCAAACACUAUUGCAGGGUCACGUCAAAAUGCGGAGGAGGACGAAUCCAGCUAUGGCGGAGGCGGGCCCACGAAUGACCGGGAGAUGGAGAGGAUGGCGGAACAACUGCGCCAAUUACAGGCCAAGGUGGAUGGUCGAGCAGAGAGGCGUGCUCGAGGACACCCGUUCUCGGCGGACAUACUGGCAGCACCCUUGCCAAAUAGCUAUAAGGAUACUAACUUGGUGUUCGAUGGGACUUCUGACCCGUCGAGACAUGUGAGGGCAUUUGAAAAUAUGGCGGUGUUGCACGGAUAUACCGACCCUGUUAGUUGCAGGGCCUUUUUAUCGACCCUUAGGGGAGGGGCGCUCGACUGGUUCCAACAGCUCCCCCCAGGCUCGAUAGUGGACUUUGAGGAUUUUGCGGAAAAGCUGACGAAUCAAUAUUCAAGCGCGGUAGCUCAGGAUAAAACGUAUCUGACAUUGAUGGCGAUGAGGCAAGGCGAGAAGGAGUCACUACGUAAGUAUGUUGCUCGAUACAAUCAGUCUUGUUUGGAGAUUCCAUCGGCGGUCGACGAGGUCAAGGCGGGAGGACUGAUAAGGAGUUUGCGGGCAGGACCGUGUCGGACUUCUCUGGCUAAGACCCCUGCCCACACGUAUGAUGAAGUAUUGAAGACAUGCAGGAAAUAUAUCAAUCUCGAGGAGACUGAGGUGGAGUUCGCCAAGCUGGAGGAGUUAGGUCGAGGGGA
This is a messenger RNA of Striga hermonthica, 782 nucleotides long. The record is from the annotation of a GenBank genome assembly. Lineage: Eukaryota; Viridiplantae; Streptophyta; Magnoliopsida; Lamiales; Orobanchaceae.